AUGGGCCUUGACCCUACCUACCCUAUUGCAUCCACAUCACGUCAUCAACCCAUGGCAUCCACAUCUGCCAAAUCCUCAACCACAACAACGAACCCUGGACCCGGGACAGGCGGUUCCCACCUUCGACGCGUCGCCAUCACCGAACAAGGUCUCCAGAAAGCCGCCGAAUCCGUCCUCAAAGUUCUCACCCAUGAAUCCAUGGUACAAUGUUUCCCUGAAUUCCUUCCCGUGUUCGUCAAGACGUAUGGGGAGGAGGAAGGACAGGUGCAGUUCGAUCGGUUGGUCGAAUCGUUGAAGGAGGUGCUGGUGGAGCAUUAUAGGGAGGGAAUUCCGGUUAGUUGGGGUUUUCGAAGAAAAUGGAUGGGGCGAGGGGGUAGUUCGUGAGGCGUGCUGAUACGUGUGGAUGAACUGUAAAACAGCUCGCUUGGACAGACAUGUGUGAACGGUUCGAUUGGAUCGCUCGCGCCAACGCGUUGGAUGAGAUCGUCGAGCGAGCGAGGCAGGAGAAGGCGCAGGGACGAACGCCGAGGAACUUAUAUGUGUAUGUCACGAGACACUGUGUGGUAGUUCGUGCCCGAUGACUGACUUGUAAGCCCUCUCUAUCGCCCUCCUCUCGACACCUCUCGACGCUGGCCACUCCCGUCUCGGCGUUGAUCUUCACGAACAUAGCAAGGGAACGGAUGGACGCUUGACAAUACCGAGUGCCACCGUACCCGUGCUCAAGGACGCUACUGCAUCACUGAGGGCCAGAAGAGUAGCGGUGAGGAUUCGUUCGAGGUGUCCGACAAAGACGCAAAUUUUGCAACAAAUCUGACCCCUGAAAAAUCUUGCUUUUGGCGAAUCGUAACAGCUCGAAGAAAAGAACCAGGCGACGUACGAACGCAUCGUUCAGAAUCAAGUCGUAGCGGAUAGGACAGAAAAACAGAUCAAGGAGAUCGUCGAGGACUUCCAAAGGGUAAGAGAUUUCGAACAGAGUUCUCCGGGCGGAUCGGAGAGCCGUGCGCUGAUGAACUCUGCGCCAAAUGCUUGACGUGACUUCAGGCCGUCAAGAUGCUAUCGACGGUCGAUAUGAACGAGUUGACCGAGCUGCAGAAGCAGGUCGUGCAAGCCUUGCCGGCGGAUGCGAUCGUCACGUAG
This is a messenger RNA of Microbotryum saponariae, 1137 nucleotides long. NCBI's taxonomy places the organism in Eukaryota, Fungi, Basidiomycota, Microbotryomycetes, Microbotryales, Microbotryaceae. The record is from the annotation of a GenBank genome assembly.